Molecule: messenger RNA, 5155 nt
Organism: Amoebophrya sp. A120
Lineage: Eukaryota; Dinophyceae; Syndiniales; Amoebophryaceae
Source: the annotation of a GenBank genome assembly
CUUGUCAACUUCGCAAAGCGUGGACGAGCAGCCCUCCCCCAGAUUCAGAGGAGAUGGAAAAAAUGGUUCUUUGAAGGGUCGUGAAGAUGUAGUCGGGCGUGCCACGACCAGCACCAACCUGGUUGCGGCAGACUGUUCAGCGCAGCACACGCCCUGUAGCAGCACAAAUACAACUUCGGGGGUAAUUGACAAGGUUUUGUUUGUGGAGGAAGCAAGAACUGCUAACUUCUCGACCACGGCGAGGACCAAGAAAGAAUACGAUGAGGAACUGCUUCUUCAGGCGGGACCGACUUCUUCUGCAGCGCGAGAAGUUGAUGUUAAGCAGGGGAGCUGCAAGAUGAAGAAGCGCGGUCGUACUUCUCGGAGCAACCAGCACACCGACGGAAAAGACGAAACGAAGACGAUCUUUCGUUUGUUUCCGAAGGCCAGGGGUGCUCAGUGGCGCCUUUCGUACCUGCGAAACAGAAUGGCAGGCGACGGCUUCUACGCCGAGGCACUGUGUAGCAUGGAACGUAGCACCCGCCUCCGGGCGGAAUUUCUUGUCGUCGGCGAGGAGGGUGGCAAUGCUGGGGUAGGAGACGUCAAAAGAGGACGCCGCACGGAAGGCGCUCCGGAAAGCGCAGGAGAGAUGAACUCAAUGUCCCCUGCUCGCGUUGAAACGCCCGGAGGUGUCGUCGUCGCGCGAAAAACCAAUGGGAAACGAAAGUGUGCGGAACAUGAUCAAAAGGGUCCCCGUUUUGACUUUCUCAGAGAUGAGCGGGCAGGAGGAGGAGCACUACCGUACUCGGAACGACCGGCCCCUCCGUCCCGUAGUGGUACUUCUCCGUCAAAAAUAGUAAGUCAUGUAGUUGCCCCCGGUCCACCAGAAGCUAGCGCGGUGUUGAAAAGCGAUUCUUUGACUUUGCAGACCCUGGUGCAGGAUGAACACCACACAAGCGAACUGCCUGCUGAAACGCGGCAAUAUUACGAUCCUCGCAGUGAACUUCUACAACCUCAAGGUGGAGCAGUACUAUGUAAAAAGAAACGAGAGCUGCAAGUAGGAAGCUACACACUUUCGCAGAAGAACACUUUUCUCGAAGUUGGGUUCGACGGUGGUUGCGGAAACGACGAGCGUUCUGAAGAGGUGGUGAUUGGAAUGAGAAAUCGCGAGUCUCCACUGCUGCAUCGGGAAGAAGAUUCAUUCUCUGCCGUCACCGGAGGUUUGCAAAAAUCGCGUGUCCGCAGUCGCAGCGGACCCCCGCGGUUUCUCCUCGCCAGCACGAGGGCAGCGGAGGAGCAGCAGGAAGAUAGUGCUGAUGCCGCGGCCAGAAUUUCGGUCGUCCGGCCGUCCGGAUCGUGGGAUCUGGUGCGCUGGUCUACUUUAUUGCGGGCUCCGCCUUGUGGUCCCGCCUACGAGCACACAACGGGGAAGUGUGCCUUUCAUCUGCGGAUGUAUCCACUGCUGCUCCCCUUGGUGGCUAGGGAUCCGUGGUUACUGCACACACUCUGGGAUCUGGGGGUUCAGGCCGAGCCGCCCACGACCGUCUCUGCCGACGGCGAGGAGGACUGCGACGGCCAGCGCCGUGAUGUGCAGCUCGUUGCAAAAGAUGAAAGUCAAAGACAUAUAAAGAACCCGCAUGCGGCGUUCGCCGUCUUUCUACGACAGUGCCAACAGAAGAGAGAGCCACAGUCGUGGAAAAACUCGUGGCCUGCGCAGAGGUCGUCUUGCGGGUCCGGUCUCGUCCCGCUGAUGGACCCCGCUGAGGGGACCUCUGACGCGGAGUUGGAGGAGCGGCCUGGGUAUCAAAUGCAAAUAUGUCUGGGUCUGGAAGGUUGCAACUUGUGAUGCUGUGAUUGGGUUGGAAAAAGAUUUGGAUUGCAUGAGCAGCAAGUAAGAGCAGUCCAGUGUGUGCUACGUGGGGAGGGCAUUUUUUGUCAUGCGGAAUAGGCAUCAGGAAGUUUUAUAAAAAUCUGUGAUGCUCGGUCAUGGUCAUGCAUUGAAGGCAUCAUGUAGUUCAUGCGUGAUGCAAACUACGCAUGACAAACCUUGCAUUCUUCCUGACGCAGACAUAUUUGCGGUUGAUACUGGGGACGAUGAUCGUUACACGAACGGCGCCGCCUGCAGUCUACUGUCGAAUGUGCUGCGCACGCUCGAGAGUGACAGAGUGGAGGCGCAGCAAUGUGAGAAGAGAAACCACCUGGCAACUCGUUUCUGCUCGCCGGCCCCGAGUCUCGUCGACGGCCGCGACGAGAGCGUCGACGUCGUGCGCCAAUUGUUCGAGCUAGGCUGGCUGCGGGCUCUGCAGCGAGACUCCUGGCGCGACAUGGAUGCCGAACUGUUGCAAAUGGAGCACACUGGCUAUUGGCACCAAGACGAGCAGCCGCGACUCGCAGAUGACCAGGUCGGAGAGGAACAACCCGAAGUCGUGGUAAGACUGUUCCCUGACCUGAUGCGUAAUCAUAAAGAUGAGAAUUGUGACCUUGAAGAGGAAGAUCAUGUUUCUGGAGGGUCUGCUGCUGAGCGCGAGCGGGAGCAGGACCGGUUCUCAGCGGGGCUCCGGCAGUUUUUUGCCUCGAUGUACUUCCGCGAUGCAGGCGAAAGCGGGGAGAACAUGGCGCCGCCUGGAAAAAAUGCUCAGAAGCAUAGCCGCGAAUGUGCUGUACCAGCUGUUACGAACGCGGAGGAAUCUGCUCUGGCGACUUCCGCUGUGGUUUCCAACUGGAGUGAGUCGUUUUUAUCCGACCCCGGGGGAAGGAGCGGAAACAAUCUCUACUGCAGCGAGAAGCGCGCAGCGCUGGGGACGAAAACGCAAGUGCACGAAGAUGGAGGAUCAAAGUGCCUCAAAAUAAAGCUGUUGUUUCGCGGCAAAAACAACCAUCGAGCCAGUUGGUCCUGGGGCCUGAUAGAGGCCUGCGAUAGGAUUAUGGGACCGGUACAGGACCGCUUGGGACUGCGGGUGCCCGGCGAGUUCAUGGUAAAGGGUUACCGCGACGCCCAGCUGUUCUUUCGUGACCAAGUUCUACCCAGGCUGCGCCGUGCUGCUUUGCCGUCGCCGAGUAGAAGAACUCGCGCAAAAAUUGUCCACGACCAGUGUGAUGUCUACGCUAGUGCAACAACAAACAGCACUUCGGGCCGCGACGACAGGGAUAACGACCUGGUCGGGACGUCAAGGACAUCAUCCAGCAGCUCGUCCUCUUCCGGUCCGUCCUGUACAGGAAGCGCGACCACGUCGGCCUGUGUGUCUGCGGCGAACGACACAAACCGGCCAUCGUCGGCCUAUGAGGAUGCUUUCUGCGAAGUCGGGCCAGAAGAGGACGACGUGGUAGUUCCAAGAAAGCUCGGAAACCUGGUUGUACAUGGCGAGGACGGGCGCUUGCCAGUGAUGCAGGGAAACCUACAACAGUACUUCGACGAGAAUGACGUGGAAAUGCGCGACUACGAGAACGCGAACGCCGAGGAAGCUGACCUUGCGCAUGCCGCAGAGCUAUUCACUGGAAAUUCUUGUAGAUCACAAGUCUGGAUGUGGAUCUUAUCUUAUCGUGCAGGAGGCAAUGCAAAAUCACACAGGAAGAUGAACUACGUUGGAAUCAAUUUUAAUGGCCUGGUGGCAGAAACAAAUAGAAUAGAAGGAUUGCAGAAGAUCGUUUUUCAGACACGCUUAUUCUUGAAGUGAGGCGCAGUAGAUUUUGUUUUUGGCGUGAACCAAAGGAAGCAUGACAUCCAGACCCAGAUCAAUAUUUGCAGUGCAUUCUUCCUACCUGAUCUCGACAUCUACAUGGUGAGCUGCGCUCAUCCACCCCUGUUUGUGGACCCUAUCUCGAGAAUUGCGGUGGUCAAGUCGGCUAUCACGUACAUCAUCAUUGGCGAAAUAAUCACCCAGAAUGCAGGUGCACGCGUUGUAGGAGGUAACUCGGGUGCGACGUCGUUCAGUGGUGCUAAUACGGCCCCACAGGCAGCACACGAGUACCCGCGUACAUCAACAUCAUUAAGUACCACCUCCAAAAACUCUAACCACAUAAUUGAACUGUUCGAAUUGCCCAGCCUUUCCCACUCUGACUCUUCUCUGCGAGGAAGAUGAUUACGUAAGUUGGUGGAGACCACAACGACGAAGAUACAUAGCGACUCCGACUUCGAACGUAGAAUUGACAAACAAUUUUUCCGGGCUUUUAUUAUUCUGUGUGUUCGCCUUCGCGGCGAUGCAUACAAUCAUAUUCAUGAUGAGAAAGCCACUUCGGUGCGAUUAGUAAUACCUGCCAUGAUUCAUUGCUGGGACGUUUUUUUCAGUUUCCGCCUGACAGCACAGCUUGUGGCUUUCUGCCGAUUUUCGGAUGUGUCAUUGUUUCUGUAUCUACUGGGCAUUUCCAUAUUAAAAAUCUUUUAGCGCCCACUUUCUCACAGCAAGGUUUUUAGUGAUGUAUCUGUAUCCAGCUUGAAAACAUUACCGAGGUUUUCGUUUGGUUUUUAUCUUUAUCCACACCCAUGACUGAACAUUAUGCAUUCAGUGCCGGCAGCAUCGUGAUCGUCGCAUGGACUGAAAGAAAACAACGAGUUGAAGAUACGUAUGAUCCGAUUUCGUUGUCACAUUGACCUUCGCACCGGUAGCUUUUUCUCGCAAUGACUUAGGUGUGAGCGUUACAUAGCGCAGGACUGAAGCUAGUUUCCAAGCUCAUUGCUUCCUAUGCUAUAAUAAAGUACUGGACGCGCUCGCAGUACUAGCGCAUAAUUGGCACAAGCGGAAUAAGACGUUGCAGAAAAUGUAGAGGGUCGAUGCUCACUGGCUGCUGCAGCUUACAACCCGUAUGAAGAAGAUGAAAAUCAGCAGCAAGAAGUUUUGUUUGAACCUACGAAUGAAGGAUUAUGUUCACGUGUUUGUCCUCGUGAAUGACAAUGCUAUAUGAUCAACAGGAUACGGAUCACGUUCUGUGUCUGGCUGGUACACGGGGGAUCUUUGCGAAGCCUGUCAAUUCGGUUUUUUCCCUGCCUAACUAAACAAUUCGCAUGCACUUGGAUUUUUGGGGCUGCAAUCCCGAAGCCCGUCCAAACCCGGUUCUUUUUGACAGCAGGAGGAAUCCCAUCGACGUGGCGCCCCCGGCAGAGUGAGAACAGAACUGCCGCAAAAUGUAAUGAGGUACAAAGUUUGUGCCAAAGCCAAAUCCAAACCGAGCGAAAAACAAG